CCACCGACGCCGAUGCGCAUGAAUCACGCGCGUGGACGCGGAGGUGCACCUGCCUGCCUCCUCGCGUCCUUGAGCUGACCUUCGAGUCUGUAUCGCCGGUUUGCCGGGCGUCGCUGCGGGAUCUCACGUCAACGCCAUCUUCAACUCAGUUGAACGUCAUGUUGCAUUCGUGGAGAUUCUGUGUCAAUGGCAGAAGUGACGCAGUGCCGGAGGCGUGGCCAGCGCCUGAAAACAAUUUCCUCCCCUGAUGAAUCGGCCGCCGACUCUUACGUGAGCAUUAGCUCCGCCCCCCGCCUCCUCCGGCACGAGCACGCGUGGGUUCACCGGUGCGGAGUCGGCGGGACUUCCCUAUAAAAGACCACGCGCCCGCCCGCCGCGACACGACCAAGACUGGAACCACGAUCAGCCACGAUAGAAGGAAGGAAGCCAGGAAAGCCAACCUCAUGAGCUCCGAGCUUCCCGCAGCAAACAUGUCGAGAACCGACGAAGUCCACCGAAUUACAGAAAACGUCUACAAGUCCAUCAUGGAGCAGUUCAACCCCUGCUUGAGGAACUUUGUGGCCAUGGGAAAAAGCUACGAGAAGGCGCUGACCAGUGUCACGUCCGCGGCCAAGGGCUACUUCGACGCUCUGGUGCGGCUGGGUGACGCGGCCGGCGACGGCCAAGGCGCCAAGGAGCUCGGGGAGGUUCUGUUUCAGAUGGCCGAAGUGCACCGCCGCAUCCAGAUCCAGCUGGAAGAGAUGCUGAAGUCUUUCCACAACGAGCUGUUGACAGAGUUAGAGAAGAAAGUCCAAAUGGACGCACGCUACCUCAACGCGGCGCUAAGGAAGUACCAGACGGAACACAAGGGGAAAAGCCAGAGUUUGGACAAAUGCCAGAACGAACUGAAGAAACUCCGACGAAAAAGUCAAAGCAGCAAAAUGAACAACAACUUGCAGAUGAGCGGCGCCGGGCCGGAACGCGGGCAAAUUCUGGCGGGACCUCCGCAAAUGGCGGCGCUGAGAACCAGUGGCGGCCAGCAGAGGCUGAUGGCAGAAGGCGUUGCGGCGGCCACGAACGGCGCCGAUCACUACCAACAGUGGCCCGAGUUGAAAGCGGCAGCUUUGCCCCAUGGCAAGACGUCCUACUCCAACACGCUGCCCGUGCGCAAGGCGGCGCCCGCCAAGAGCAAGACAUCACUGACGGAACCUCGCACGCUCCCGCGCUCCAGCUCGGUGGCGGCGGGCCUGGAGAAGAAGGAACGCGGCACCAGGACGGCACGGGUCCAGGCGCUCUUCUCGCACGCGGCAGGCGAUAACAGCACGCUGCUCAGCUUCAACCAAGGCGACGUAGUCACGCUGCUGGUGCCUGAGGCUAGAGACGGCUGGCACUACGGCGAGAACGAGAAGACGCGCAUGCGAGGCUGGUUCCCCUUCUCGUACACGCGCAUCAUCACAGAGGACGAUGGAGACUUCGUCGGGCGAAUUCCGCUCCAUAGCCUUCAUCCCGGGAAGAGCAGCAGCACGGGAAACCUCCUGGACAGAGACUCCACCUCCGUUGUGGUGGAUUACCACGCCCACGCCAGACAGCCACGCCCCUAUGGGCUCACCAUGCCGGGGUUCUCGCAGGCAACGGCGCUGGAAGAGUACGAUCAGUCACGUUUCACCGGAAGUGUUCCUGAAGUCAAACUGAUUUCCACAGUGUGAGAGCAAAUGGACGGACAAGAACGGGAAGUGUCCCUUGCAGGAAGAAAUCACCUGAAUUAACUCAGUAGCUGUUGAAACACUAUGUAAUUUCCCACUGCUCCCAGCUUCAUGAACUGGACAUAUCCUUGUCCGUGAGUGACAGGCAAUGAGUUAAAAACUCAGACGUUGAAAACGUUUUGUGUCGUCUAUAGCACUGAAACACUUGAUGUUUGAUGAGUUCUUUGAACGUCAUCAUCACAACAAUAAUCCUAACGGUGUAUUUUCCCAUGUACAUGCUGAGCGUGUGGAUAUAAAUACACACCUGUAUUUAGUCAAUGGACUUUUGUGUGUACAGAAAUGCAUGCAGUAUAUCAAGGGCGUAGGUUUGGUCUCAACAUUGGUAGGGACGCUAAAACAGCAUAACCUGCAUGUACACUUUUUGCUGGGGACGGGACAUUUAUAAGACCAAACAGAUUGGGUACAUUUCUCAAAUAUACCUCAAAUAUAGCUGGUUCCUACGUAAAAAUGAAAAAAGGUUACAAUAAAAUUAUUUUCAUUGGAGAAAGUCAUUUUUCAAAAUGCUUGCUUCAUAGAAAGGAAAUUUACAGUGGUUUUGUUAUUGUUUUUAUAGGGGAUGGGGUUAAAAAAUGCAUCAGCUGCGAAUAAAAAUAUUUUUUUAAUGAUGAGAUGGAAAAUACAUACAUUUUAAAAUUUUAAUUAGGGAAUAAAUGCAAAAAACGCACAGUUGGAUUAACGUUAACUGUAGAGAAAGUACAGGAAGACACGUCACUAAACAGCUUUCUACUCGAGUUUUACAGGUUAGCAAGUUCACACAGUUUAAUGUUAUGCUAACUCUGAUGCAGGUCAGACUUUCAGCUGCAAAAUUAGUGGUGUGUUCCCCACCUUCACAACACUGACGUCUUUUUACAUUACUUAAAGUGGCUGCUGCUGGCUGGAAAAAAACUUCUAAUAUCCCUCCUCUUCAAAGCAGGCGGGGGAGGCGGCAUAUCGACAUGUAUUUCUGUUGGGAUUGUGUGAAUGUGGGGGUUCUGGUCAUCAGCCAAUCAAACGUGCGUUUGAAGGGGGGAAAAAAUGGACUAGCACAUUCAGUGAAAGGGGGUAAAUGUAAGUCUGAACAUAAUAAAAAUAAUUCACAUAAUAAUGGUCAGUUCUUUUCUUUUAACAUAGGGGAAGAUGAUCUAAAUGACCUAUACGACUGAAAUCAUUAUAUAAUGCAAAUAAUGUUGCUUAUAAGUUGGUGGGGACAAUUUGAGCAUCCCUAAAAGUUGGUGGUGUUAUGUCCCUACCGUCCCUAUGCAAACCUACGCCCUUGCAGUAUAUCAACGCUGACCAAAAGGCAGCAAUUUCAACAUAUAUGACAGGAUUUCUGCGGUGAAUCGCUGAAAGAUUGAAAUGGCAAUAAGUACUGGAAUAAAUAUCUAUAAUACAUAUCAGAGUAUAGUUGUACAUAUUAAAAGUAAUAACACAUUUGUGUUGUUUUAAGUCUGACAGCUGUUCUGAACUCUUAUUCGGGUGCGGAAUCCAAAAGUUUUCAAUUUUCUGUUAGAAUUUCUUCUAUGCUAGCUGAAGUCUGACAAAAAAAAAAUACUUUUGGAUAUUUUUUUUCCGGAAAUUUUCUCCCAGUGUUAUCAGUUAUUUCAUUAAUGAAAUAAUAUGCACAUAGAUAUUGAAAUAAAUGCAUUAAGACGCAUUGAAUUGUUGAUUCAGUGCUGGAUUUAUUGGGUGAAAAAAUGAAUGAAUGUUCCUUAUGUGGUCGACCAAGCACAAAGCCACAAUAGUUUUGGAUGGAGAGUUUGUGCCACCUAGUGGUGAGCAGCGCGCACAACAAAAUCCCUGCCAGAUGAAAUGUUUCAUAUACAGUGGUACCUCUACCUACAAACGUUUCUACGUACAGAAUUUCCAGGUAAAGACACGCCUCAGCAGGAAAAUAUUGCCUCUUGUUACGAAAGAAAUUUCAGGAAAUGUAAGGCAAAAAUACAAUAUGGCUAGUACAGAGGCGUAGCAAGGGUCCCUUGGAGCCCCAGGCAACAAGCAACAUAGGGCCCUUCGAGCAUGCGCAACUAAGUUGGACUUGGAGAAAUAGCAUAUUUGAUAAAAGUAUAAUAACGCCUCGGUCUCAUAGAUUGUUUUUUAGGACACUCAAAGUGCCCGGCUUCUACUACAUUAGGACAUAAAACUACAGUAACAUAUUACACUCACCACUUCCUUUUCUCCUCUUCUGCUUUUUUUUUCUUUCUUUUGUCGCUUCCAGAAGGAUAACUUCUCUUCAUUUUGGAUCUACGCCAAUUUAAAAAAAGCCAAAUCACCGCUCACUUUCACAUUUUGAGUCACGUGAGGGAGGCGGGGAGGUGUAGAGCGAGUGAAGGGGCCCCUUCAGGGAACUCAGACACAAGGCUUCACUGGCACUGUCGCACUUGUCGCUGUGACAGUGAAGUAAAGCUGUGUGUGCUAAAUCUGUUGGCCCUCUGGGGGCCCCUGCUGGUUAGGGGCCAUAGGCAAUUGCCUUGUUUGCCAAAUGGGACGCGACGCCUCAGAGCUAGUACUCACAGCGCCUAGAGUUUACCGAAUGUAACAUACUUAUAGCCAGUGGUCACCCCUAUAAAUUGGUUGGCCACCCCACUGGCCACCCCGCUUGCCAGUAUAUCGUUAGAUUGUUGUAGCAUCAGUUAUGCAUUUCAUCCCAAAUGAAUGCAUUUUUUCUUUUCUUUUUUGUUAAAUGUAGGGAUGUCAAAUUUAUCGCAUUAAAGGGUGGUAAUUAAUUUUUUUAAUCACGUGAAAAUAUUUAUCACAACGCAUUCGUAGUACGACUCAUUCACGCAUUGCCGCAAACGGCCUACAAUGGCGCCGUUUUACUUCAAUGUGGAGCAGAUAAAAGCAUUCAUUGGGGCCGUGCUUUUAAUUGGCAAAAGCUUUGUCAUCUCUCCCACAGCAACUAUAAAUAUUGAGUUGAUCUUUUUCUUAACACCCUGUAGUGUAUCCAACGCAGAGAAGAUCUAGCAUUUGCAGCCACCACACACAGUCAUGGUUGCACCACUUCCCAUCCUGCGUUUGGGCAGAACAGUUAAGUCGCUGCAGUAUCAUUUACUGAAAGCUCAAAAAAUACACUAGAUGGCAAUAUUUAGUCACAAUAUACAAACUCACAUUUAUGCUUUAAGAAUUACAAGUCUUUCUAUCCGUGGAUCCCUUU
Corythoichthys intestinalis (scribbled pipefish) is the source of this 4872-nucleotide messenger RNA. RefSeq names its product brain-specific angiogenesis inhibitor 1-associated protein 2-like. Gene Ontology annotation, molecular function: protein binding. Gene Ontology annotation, cellular component: cytosol; nucleoplasm. Lineage: Eukaryota; Metazoa; Chordata; Actinopteri; Syngnathiformes; Syngnathidae. The record is from RefSeq and is a predicted model, not a curated record. The transcript is spliced from 13 exons. The coding region runs from base 444 to 1685 and encodes 413 amino acids. Gene Ontology annotation, biological process: plasma membrane organization; actin filament bundle assembly; positive regulation of actin filament polymerization.